Messenger RNA from Pectinophora gossypiella (pink bollworm), 2075 nucleotides. RefSeq names its product myosin-14-like. The record is from RefSeq and is a predicted model, not a curated record. The coding region runs from base 1 to 1152 and encodes 383 amino acids. Lineage: Eukaryota; Metazoa; Arthropoda; Insecta; Lepidoptera; Gelechiidae. The transcript is spliced from 9 exons.
AUGUCAGUGCACAAUAAUUCUAACCGCGUGCAGCCGGCACACCCGAAGAAGCAGUUGUUUUCGGUGCCCGUGAGCAAGUUCACGGCCAAGUCGUCGUCUCCGGGCCCUCACCUCGCGCGGCUGCGGAGCUGCCUCGAUGCUUACCAGAGCCAGACGCCCGCCAGACAGGUCAAGAUCGGACCCAAAGCUGUCUCGAUGGAAGACCUCACGCCUACUAAGAGGAUUCGUAGAGAGAGGAAAGGCAACGAGCUGACAGAAGAGAGGUCCGAGGAGCCGUACACGGGGGCGGAGCAGGCGGCCGCGGCCCGGGUGUGCCGCGUCAUGAUGCUGGCGUGCUGGCGCCGGCGCCGCGCGGAGAUGCGUUGUCUGCGGAAGACGCUCGAGUUCCAAGUGAGCUGCUCGGAGCGCCUGCGCAUGCAAGUCUCUGCGCUGAAGUCGCUGCUGGACUCUGACAACGCCAAGGUGCGGCUGGCCAUGCGCGAGCUGGAGAGACUGAAACAGCUUCUCAGAGACAAGGAUAUGGAGAAGGCGGUGCUCGAACGGGAAAAAUACGCUCUUGAAAAUGAUAUCUGCGCCGCGGAAGAUCGAGCCUCAGAAAUGAGUAUUGGUUGGCGCAACUGCCGCAACGAACUGGAAGGAGUCCGUGCUUCGGCGGCCGUGACGGAGCAUGCGCUGUCCCUGGAGCGCGCCGCCGCGGCCGAGGCACGCCUGCAGAGGGACCAUGCCUUUACCAGGUUGGCGAUAGUGGAGGAAGACCUGAGCACUCACGAGGAGCUGCUGGCUGGCGCCGAGGAGGAGAUCGCGGAGUUGAAGCGAGACAACAACGAGAAGCAACGCAUGUUGGAGCAAGCCGUUGAGAAGCUGCGGCAGGAGCAAGAAGCCCGUGAGAGUAGCUCCAGACAGUGCGCGGAGCUAUCGAAGCGCGUGGACGCGGCGGACGCGGAGACCAGCGCGCUGUCAGACGUGGUGCGGCGCCUGCAGGCCGAGAUCGCGCGCCUCGACGCCGAGCUGCGAGCCACGCGCACGCAGCUCGACUGGUGGCCGCGCCCGCUCACCAAGAUGCUGGGCGCGGCGCGGUCGUUCUUCCGUUACCCGGUGACCCUUCCUGAAGCCGUGCUGUGGUCCAUGGUGCCAGCUAGACACGGCUGCUAGCCUUACACUGUUGACAAUUGCUGUAUUGGGUAUGUGUUGCACAUAGCUAUUGAUAAUUUUUCGGAUUCUAUUCUCGUUCUUCUCAUGUUGGUUGUAAAGACGAUGACGGAUAUCAUCGAAUUUGAUGUCAGAGUUAGCCUAAGGCCUCUGAUAUGGGGCAUGGAUUUACUAUUUAAAGAAUCAGAUUGCAUUAGUUGUGUUUUUACUAAAGUAGCUAUUAUGCGCACUGCUAGAAUGUGAAAUCCUCUGCCGUCUUCUGUAUUUCCGAAUGCAUAUAACCAGUGUGCUUUCAAACCAGAGUGAACAGGCACCUUCUGGGUGAGCUCGCUCCAUCUUAGGCCUCGUCAAUGCCUUUGGGCAAGUCUGGGGCCAAGAGCAAAGUCAUCAAAGGUACAAAAAAGUUAUUUCAGUGGGAAAUCGAAUUUAUCAAACCAAAGGGCUCUAUGGCGACUUCAUCCGGGAUGCUCAGGUUGGUCAUCCACUUCACAACCCACACGAUAGAAGAUGUUGUUUCAGAAAAAUUGUCGAUAUUUAUGUCCGACACUAAGGGCCAUACCUCACUAAGACACAACUACAUCUUAUCACAAGAUACAUCAACAUCUAAUUGGUGGCGCCACCACAUUCGCGCCACCAACAAGCACAAACACCAGGCGAGGUAGCGUUUAUACAACUGCAUACAUUUUGUUGGUGGCGCAACCACCGUCGCGCAUGGUGUCCUAGUAAGAUAGAGGUCUAAAGCAGGUAGGUUACACUGAAUUUGUAAUAUCGUUGAUUCAAGCAAAGUAAUUAGGUGAGUAUAUUUUGAGAUUAUAUUAGUCUAUACACGUAUUUGUUAGGUAUUUUGUCACUUAUAGGCAAGUUUUGUUUCUAAGUUGUUAACUAAUUGUAACGGUUAUUGUAAUAAAGGAGAGUUGUAUGUUCAA